AUGAAGUCACUAAAAAAUAAAGAUUGCUAUCAAUUGGAACAUCAUCGUACUAGAAAUGCGCCGCGGGGGAACGAGCUCCUGCUGCGGACAGAAGAUUGGUAUUUUACGCCGUGCACCAGGAGUGCAGGAGCUACUACCAUAUUUUUUUUGAAAAGUCUCCAAGAUAUCAGCCGUCGUGCUUGAAGUAGUACUGCAGCAAUGAGUGCUCGAAUAUUAAAACAGGUAGACGUAUUACCGCUAAACUUAAACUACACUAGAACAACAAAUUCAAAACUACAAAGCUUUCAACUACAAAUCGAUAGAUCAUGAACUACUACAAGCGAACUUGUUCUCCACUUUCACAUGAGACUCAAAUGAGCGGUAUGUAGAAUUUAGCGAAAGUCAACAUCAACAUCAGCAUCACGUUUCAGCGAACUGACAAAAAAGAGUCAAACAAUGAUAAUGAACUUGUACGAUGGCAAGGAAAUUUAGCACCACGGAUGGAGUUUAUUUCGACUCACACUCAGAAUGAACGAAAUCGAAACUACCGAUCGCGAUUUAAGGCAGUAUGGAGUAGCCGCCGCGAAAGGCAAGGGCAACUCGCUUGCAAUUCAAC
Molecule: messenger RNA, 595 nt
Organism: Amoebophrya sp. A120
Lineage: Eukaryota; Dinophyceae; Syndiniales; Amoebophryaceae
Source: the annotation of a GenBank genome assembly